AAUGCACUGGCAGAUUUUGGAUUGAGCUACGCUAAAAACGGCGAACUGCUGAAAUACAUUCGAAAAAUAGGCUCGUUUGACGAGACCUGCACACGUUUCUACUCUGCUGAGAUAGUUUGUGCUCUUGAGUACUUGCAUCAGAAAGGCUUCAUCCACAGAGAUCUGAAGCCGGAGAAUAUUCUGCUCAGUGAGGAGAUGCACAUUCAAAUAACAGACUUUGGCACAGCCAAACAACUGUCCUCUGACCGCAAACAGGCAAGAGCAAACUCAUUUGUUGGUACGGCUCAGUACGUCUCUCCUGAAUUACUGACUGAGAAAUCUGCCUGCAAGAGUUCGGAUCUCUGGGCAUUAGGCUGCAUCAUCUACCAGCUUGUUGCUGGUUUGCCACCAUUCAGAGCUGGGAAUGAGUAUCUAAUAUUCCAGAAGAUUAUAAAACUCGAGUAUGAGUUUCCUGAGAAAUUUUUCCCCAAAGCUAAAGACCUUGUGGAGCAACUUCUGUCGCUGGAUUCAUGCAAGCGGAUUGGCUGCGAUGAGAUGGGCGGCUAUGGGCCGCUGAAGUCUCACCCUUUCUUUGAGACAGUUGGCUGGGAUGAUAUACAUCUGCAAACUCCACCCAAACUAACGGCAUAUCUGCCCGCCAUGUCUGAGGAUGACGAGGACUGCUACGGAAACUAUGAUGAUCUCCUCAGCCAGUUCAGUUGUAUGCAGGUAGCACAGCCUGGCCACGCCCCUUUAGUUCCCUUCACAGGAGAGACAAGUAAACCUACAUAUAACCCCUCCCCAAGUGUGGAUCAGUUUAUACAUAUUCAUGAGCUGGACAGUAAUAGCAUGGAGCUCGACCUACAGUACAGCGAAGAGGAGAAACGCAUCCUACUGGACAAGCAGAGUGCUGCAAACCCAUGGCACCAGUUUGUGGAGAAUAACCUCAUCUUAAAAAUGGGCCCAGUGGACAAACGCAAAGGUCUGUUUGCACGGAGGAGGCAGUUGCUACUGACUGAAGGUCCUCACUUGUACUAUGUGGAUCCGGUCAAUAAAGUUCUGAAAGGGGAGAUUCCUUGGUCACCUGAACUACGGCCUGAAGCGAAGAACUUUAAAACUUUCUUUGUUCACACGCCAAACCGGACAUACUAUCUAAUGGAUCCAAGUGGCAAUGCUGACAAAUGGUGCAAGAAAAUCCAGGAAGUUUGGAGGAAGAUCUACCACAAACACCAGAGCCCCAGCCUAUAGGACUACAGGACUACAGUGCUUCCUGCCCCCUUUUGGCCACACCCCCCACAGCCCUCCAACCAAUCACAGAACAGGAACACGCCCCAGUAGAGACAUCUGUCUCCAGCUAUAUAUUGUCUUUGUCUCUUCAUAUAUCAGUCCCGUCACUCCCAGGUACUU
Molecule: messenger RNA, 1386 nt
Organism: Sinocyclocheilus grahami
Lineage: Eukaryota; Metazoa; Chordata; Actinopteri; Cypriniformes; Cyprinidae
Product: 3-phosphoinositide-dependent protein kinase 1-like
Exons: 10
Biological process (GO): intracellular signal transduction; peptidyl-serine phosphorylation
Molecular function (GO): ATP binding; protein serine/threonine kinase activity
Source: RefSeq, a predicted model, not a curated record